Eurytemora carolleeae is the source of this 1941-nucleotide messenger RNA. Its product is annotated as melanization protease 1. Lineage: Eukaryota; Metazoa; Arthropoda; Copepoda; Calanoida; Temoridae. Gene Ontology annotation, molecular function: serine-type endopeptidase activity. Bases 53 to 478 code for a protein of 141 amino acids. The transcript is spliced from 6 exons. Gene Ontology annotation, biological process: proteolysis. The record is from RefSeq and is a predicted model, not a curated record.
AAGUGUCAUGUUACGAUAAGUAUAAUAUAUAAUAAAACAGCUUAGUACAAUAAUGAUGCAGAGAGGGGAAAUCAUUUUGACAUUACUUAUCCUCUAUCAUCUGACGAUUCUCGUUAUUGCACUGAAACCCACCCAAAACUCUGAAGAAGAUGAUUGUGUUCCUGAAGAUAUCGAGAAAGUUGGAGAUGAUUAUGCAGACUAUAUAGUUAAUGGGCAGGAGGUCAAUCAGGGGAAAUAUCCUUGGAUGGUUUACAUAAGUUACUCAACAGAGGAUGGAGAAGAUGGGGGAACCUGUGGUGCAUCAGUAAUCUCAAAGAAUGUCGUGCUGACCGCAGCCCAUUGUGUUUUCCUUGACGUAAUUAUUGAGGUGGUUAUAGGAAGUGUUAAGAUAAAAAAUGGUCUAAAGCAUACUGUCAGUAAGAAGCUUAUACACCCAGGUAGGACACAGUAUAAUACAGCAAAGUACAACUUUGUUUAGUACAUUAGAGUACAACAGACAAUACAGCUUUGUUCAGUACAUUAGAGUACAACAGUUCAAUACAGCUCAAUUCAGUACAUUACAGUACAACAGUACAAUAUAGCUUAAUUCAGUACAUUAUAGUGCAACAGUACAAUACAGCUUAAUUCAUUUCAUUACAUUACAACAGUACAAUACAGCUUAAUUCAGUACAUUACAGUACAACAGUACAAUACAGCUUAAUUCAGUACAUUACAUUACAACAGUACAAUACAGCUUUGUAUCAGUACAUUACAUUGCAGUGCAACAGUACAUUACAGUACAACUAUCCGAUACAGCCUAAUUCAGCGCAUAACAAUACAAAGCAAAAUACAGCUUAAUUCAGUACAUUUCAGUACAACAGUGCAAAACAGCUUAAUACAUUACAUUACAGUACAACAAUACAAUGCAGCUAAAUUCAGUACAAUACAGUACAACAGUACAAUACAGCUUAAUUCAGUACAUUACAGUAAAAAAGUACAAUACAGCUUUAUUCAGUAAAUUACGGUACAACAGUGCACUAUAGCUUAAUUCAGUACAUUACAGUACAACAGUACAAUACAGCUUUAUUCAAUACAUUACUGGACAGCUGUACACUACAGCUUAAUUCAGUACAUUAUAGUACAACAGUACAAUCCAGCUUAAUUCAUUACAUUACAUUACAACAGUACAAUACAACAUUAAGUACAGUACAUCAGUAAAGGAAAGUGCAACAGCACAGUACAGUGCAACAGUUCAGUACAGUUGUUUCGCAUUGGAAUCUGGCCGCUUAAAAUAUCCUACAGUAUCGACCAUGAUCUGCUACAGGGUUAGGAUUGGAACCGGGACAAAAUCUCGAAUCUCUACAGAAAGAAAACACUCAAAGACUUGUUCUACAGGUUCAAUCUGUAAAAGAUAGCCCAAAUUAAUUUAUUAUAAUCAUAAAAUACAAUAUGCAGAAAAUAAAAUUAUAGACAAAAUGACCACAAGAAAAAUAAAAUCUAUGAUAACUUAGAAAUACGUGAAAAUUCUUACAUGGAUACAUUCGUCCAUUAAAUCCAAAAUAAAGAGAACAAGGAAUGACACUCAAUUCUAUAAAAAUCACGUAGUAAUGUUUAAUCAAUACCUUAAUACGCCGUUCACAGAUCACAACAAACAAUUCUAUUUGUAUCAAAACCAUUGGUACUAGAAUAGGGUAUUGCAACGAGGGUCGCGCACGAAUAAAAGGUCGAUACGGUAUGGGGAAGAUCUGUACAUGUCUGACGUCACUGAUUAAAACUAUCGGUGGAGAAUUCCCAGUCCACCAAAGAAAUGCCAAUCACAAUUAUGCGUAUACUAGCCUACAACAGUUCUUAUCCCAAGACAGUUCUAGGAUCAGUGCCCUAUCCUCUGUGCCCUGUACCAGGUUAUGACGUAGGCAAGGUACAGAAGCUAGAAUCACUAGAAUUGUAUGACUACCUUACCCU